AUGUCUGCACCUGCCUCACCUCGCCAGCUAGAAUCAUACACGGCCCCGAAGGAAAUACUAGAUGAAUUUAAUCAGAUCAUCGAGGAAGAGGGCUUCGACCCCUUCGCUGAAACCGCCAAUAAGCGACAGAUUGCCUCACGGCAGAGCGAAUAUCACAAGAGGCGCUUUGCCAUUGAUAGAGAAGUUGGCGUGAGCAAGGACGCCUUCGCUCAGGAUGCUGAUGCCACUGCAGGACACAGUUACGCAGAAGCGAUGCGGGUGGCCCGAGUGGAAAAGGAAGAGCAAAGAGUCCGUCGAGCCAUUGAAGAGAAGGUUCGCCAGGAGAGGGAGGAAGGGAAAGAGAAAAUGGAUCUUGACAAAACACCCCCCCGUGAGGAUCUCGAAGCAGCUGCUUCACUCGUGAAUACUUCCUCCGGCAACGGAAGUCGCAGAAAACGUCGCUGGGAUGUUGUGGAGUCCGGAUCGAUUUCCGUUGCUGAAACGAAGGAGUGGUCCAAUGAGGUGUUGGAAGAAUCCCUCCCGAAAAAAAGAUCACGAUGGGAUGCUACGCCUGCCCAUGUCUUGUCCGCAACGACAGAGGAAACGCCUAAACGUUCGCGCUGGGACCAGACACCUGUUGUCUCUAAUCAAGUUUCUAGCAUCCUUGCGACUCCCCUUGGCUUAGGUGGAAUACCCUCCUUACCCAUGGGCGGUGCUUUCCCAUCUGCAGAUGACAAGCAUAAUCGCUACCUGACCGACGAAGAAUUGGACGCGCUACUCCCAUCAUCCGGCUAUACCAUAGUAACCCCACCUGAAGGCUACGCUCUUCAGCAUCCAUCACGGAAAUUGGCGACUGGAACACUUCCUGUGUCAGGGUUCCAAAUUCAAGAUGACUCCGAUGCAGCGGCAACCAUUGCCGCUUCUGGCCUGGCUCCGGAGGUACCAACCGAAAUCCCCGGCGUUGGUGCCCUGGCUUUUUUCAAGCCAGAAGACAAGCAGUAUUUUGAGAAAAUCUUGAAGGAAGAGGAUGAGUCGGAGCUUUCUGUGGAUGAGUUGAAAGAACGCAAGAUUAUGCGUUUACUGCUGAAGAUUAAGAAUGGAACGCCUCCGGUGCGUAAAACUGCACUCCGGCAGAUCACAGACAAGGCCCGAGAAUUUGGAGCAGGUCCACUUUUCGAUAAAAUUUUGCCGUUACUCAUGGAACGGACUUUGGAAGACCAAGAACGCCACCUUCUUGUCAAGGUGAUUGAUCGUGUGCUUUACAAGCUGGACGAUCUAGUUCGACCGUAUGUCCAUAAAAUCCUCGUCGUAAUUGAGCCGUUGCUCAUUGACGAAGAUUAUUACGCGCGCGUCGAAGGCCGUGAGAUCAUUUCCAACCUAUCGAAAGCAGCCGGUCUUGCGCAUAUGAUCUCGACCAUGCGCCCAGAUAUCGAUCAUGUUGACGAGUAUGUUCGCAAUACCACUGCCAGAGCCUUCUCAGUCGUUGCCUCCGCUCUCGGCAUCCCUUCUCUCCUCCCUUUCCUGAAGGCUGUUUGUCGCAGCAAAAAAUCAUGGCAGGCCCGUCACACUGGCAUCCGUAUUGUGCAGCAAAUCGCUAUCAUGAUGGGAUGCGCUGUUCUACCACACCUUAGAAACCUUGUCGAUGCGAUUGCUCAUGGCCUUACCGAUGAACAACAGAAGGUUCGCACCAUGACAGCCUUGGGCUUAGCAGCUCUGGCUGAAGCCGCUGCCCCUUAUGGAAUAGAGUCCUUUGAUUCCGUUCUACGUCCCCUGUGGAUCGGAAUUAGGCAGCAUCGCGGUAAAGGUCUUGCUGCCUUCCUCAAAGCAAUCGGAUUCAUCAUACCGCUUAUGGACCCCGAAUAUGCGAGCUAUUAUACCAAAGAAGUGACAGUCAUUCUGAUUCGGGAGUUUCAGAGUUCGGAUGAGGAGAUGAAGAAGAUAGUGCUCAAGGUGGUAAAGCAGUGUGCUGCAACUGAAGGAGUCACUCCUGUAUACAUUAAAGAGGAUAUUUUGCCUGAAUUCUUUAAGGCUUUUUGGGUUCGACGAAUGGCUUUGGAUAGGAGGAACUAUCGUCAAGUUGUAGAAACCACUGUUGAACUGGCACAAAAAGCCGGAGUUGCCGAGAUUGUGGGUCGAAUAGUCAAUGACCUCAAGGAUGAAGCAGAGCCGUACCGAAAGAUGGUCAUGGAGACGAUUACAAAAGUGGUAAUGUCUUUGGGCGCAUCCGACAUAGACGAACGACUGGAGAUCCGGCUAGUCGACGGUAUCAUCUACGCUUUCCAGGAACAAACAACUGAAGACCAGGUGAUGCUCGAUGGGUUCGGGACGGUUGUAAAUGCUCUGGGGAUACGUGUAAAGCCGUAUCUGACUCAAAUUGUCACUACGAUUCUGUGGCGGCUAAACAACAAAAGUGCGAAAGUGCGACAGCAGGCUGCUGACCUAACUACUCGGCUUGCGGUCGUUAUAAAGCAAUGCGGAGAGGACCAGCUUCUCAGUCGGUUGGGUGUUGUGCUCUUCGAGCAGCUGGGAGAGGAGUAUCCCGACACCCUGGGAAGUAUUAUAGCGGCAGAAGGCGCCAUUGCCAAUGUCGUGGGCAUGACACAAAUGCAGCCUCCCGUUAAAGAUCUUUUGCCUCGCAUGACACCCAUCCUACGGAAUCGUCACGAGAAGGUGCAGGAAGCUUCCAUCAACCUGAUAGGACGCAUAGCUGAUCGUGGCGCCGAAUACGUACCUGCCAGGGAGUGGAUGCGUAUUUGUUUCGAGCUCCUUGAUCUUCUGAAGGCCCACAAGAAGGGUAUACGCCGAGCAGCGGUGAACACAUUCGGUUAUAUUGCAAAAACACUCGGCCCGCAAGAUGUCCUUUCGGUCCUACUUACGAAUCUUCGUGUACAAGAACGUCAGAGUCGCGUCUGCAGCACAGUAGCUAUUGCGAUUGUUGCGGAAACAUGUGGUCCCUUCACGUGUAUCCCUGCAAUUCUUAACGAGUACCGAACGGCGGAACUCAACGUUCGUACUGGUUGCUUGAAAGCACUGUCCUUCGUUUUCGAAUAUGUUGGACCCCAAUCCGCUUUCUACUGUGAUUCAGUCGUCACGAUGCUCGAAGAUGCCCUCACCGACCGUGAUCUUGUCCAUCGGCAGACAGCGAGCACCAUUGUAAAGCAUCUAGCACUAGGGGUUGCAGGUCUGGGCUGUGAGGACUCGAUGACUCAUUUGCUUAACUUGGUGUGGCCAAAUUGCUUCGAGACAUCCCCCCACGUAAUUGGAGCAGUCAUGGAAGCUAUUGAAGCAAUGAGGGUCGCACUUGGUCCUGGGGUGUUACUGAGCUAUGUCCUCCAAGGUUUAUUUCACCCUGCUCGCAAGGUUCGGGAGGUUUAUUGGAGAGUCUACAAUGCUCUGUACCUUGGGGCGGCAGAUGCGUUGGUUCCUUUCUAUCCUGAUUUGGGCGAGUUGAGUGAUGACAAGAAUGUGUACGAUCGAUAUCCUCUUCAAAUGUGGGUUUAG
This is a messenger RNA of Cantharellus anzutake, 3480 nucleotides long. Its product is annotated as armadillo-type protein. Gene Ontology annotation, biological process: spliceosomal complex assembly. Gene Ontology annotation, cellular component: U2-type prespliceosome; U12-type spliceosomal complex; U2 snRNP. The record is from RefSeq and is a predicted model, not a curated record. NCBI's taxonomy places the organism in Eukaryota, Fungi, Basidiomycota, Agaricomycetes, Cantharellales, Hydnaceae. Bases 1 to 3480 code for a protein of 1159 amino acids. The transcript is spliced from 11 exons. Gene Ontology annotation, molecular function: mRNA binding.